Molecule: messenger RNA, 1937 nt
Organism: Sodiomyces alkalinus F11
Lineage: Eukaryota; Fungi; Ascomycota; Sordariomycetes; Glomerellales; Plectosphaerellaceae
Exons: 2
Coding region: 70-1509 (479 amino acids)
Source: RefSeq, a predicted model, not a curated record
UUAUGUACUGGGCACUCCACACCCACACGGCCCACUUCCCCGGGAGAGGCCUAGAAGCCAUCACGAGAAAUGGCAGUUAAUUUCAUCAUACCGCUUCCCUUCUUGCAUACAAAUACCCCAUCACUCCCACCUGGCUCUCCUGGAUCGUCGCAAGUUCUCAACGCUUCAUUCAGCACGCUUCCCAUCCUCGUCGUCCCGCAUUAUUCGACGCUCUUAGUCUUUGACCCGCCGCUGCGACACCGUCCCGGCACCCAGAACCACAACCACCAGCGUACGACGCGCACUCUCACCACCUCUUCGACCGCCACAAUGUGCAAGGUCGACUAUUACAUUGACGUCUACCCAGACGGCACCGAGAAGAGGAGGAGCCGCGUGGAGCCUUGCUCUACGUCUCGCUCUUAUACCUGCCAGGACGCCGAAACCUUCCACCACCCCAAGACCUACGUCGCCCUCCCCCCGAGCCCACGCCUCAGCCAUAGCGGCUCACCCAGGCUAGACGCCCCCAUCGUCUACCACUCCAACAGCGAGUCCGACCACUCGCGCCGCAGCGGUCGUCAUCGGGACAGCACCCUCUACUUCUCCUCCUCACCACACCGCAUCGAAGUGAGCCACUCCCGGUCCCCCGGCGGCUCCGGCUCGCGAUACCUCCACCCCCACGACAGCCAUGACCGCCACCACCGCCGCAGCCGGUACCGUCUCUCGACCACCGAACCCCAGCGACCCGGCGAACGCGUCGUCAUCGUCGAGAACCCGCCCACGCCACGGACCCCUCCUCAGAACAUCUCCAUGCCCUACACCGCCCCUUCGUCUCCACUGAACGGAUUUCUCUCCUCCACGCCCCCCGACGGCCGCCGCUCGUCCCGCCGUGGCCAGCCCGUCAUCGUAGACGAAAGGCCACGCGUCCGCUUCAACGAAGUACCGGAAGAAGGGCUCUCCUCCCGCCGCCGCCGCGUCCCCGAACCUGUUAUCACGACUACCGAAGAACGCCCGAGGAGGCGGCGCGAGGCCACCACUACCGCCGCCGCCGCCGCCGCCGUCGCCAAUAACACCACCACUGCAUCCGAGAGGGAAAGGGCAGAGAGGAUAGCCCGUCUCAACGACCGCAUCAACGCCCGCCCCGCCGUGCCCAUCCCCAUCCCCAUCCCCAGCGCGAACCCGACCCUGAGGCGGUCCACCACCGGCUUCGCCCCCGUGGUCGACGAGGGGGCGCACGAGCGCGAGCUGCGCGAGGCCCUUCGCCAGCUCGACCUCGGCGACCGCGUGCUCCGCCGCUCCGACACCGUGGCUGCCGGCCAGCCCUCCUCGUCAUCGCAGCAGAGGCGCGACUCGCGCCGUGACCUGUACGACCGCUAUGGGAGGCGGUACGUUGACGAGGGGCAGGAUGACGAAGAGGAGGCGCAGCGGCGCCGGCUCGCGGAGCGGAUGAUGCCGCGGCGGCGGGCUACUGUUGGGCCUGGCGCGAGGCGGAAUCGCGUCCUUUACGAUGAUGGCAUGUACAGGUGGGAGUGAUUUGCGCCCCCUGUCUCUACAUAUUGAUUCAUACGUUCCUGUACUCUAUGAGAGGUUUCUUUUGUCUAUUUGUCUGUCUGUUGAUCAGGGAUUGGAGCGUCUGUGGCCUUUUUUAGAACGCAUGUUUAUUGGUUCUGGCAUUGUUUAUGCUGCUAGCUGGGAAGCAUCACUUUUCUGAUCUCCCUCUGUAUACCCCUCUUCUCUUUUUUUCUUCUUCUCUUUAUCACUUCGCAUCAUCCACUAGAGGAUCAUUGUAUCUUGCUUCCAUUGACGAGCGUUCUGCAAUUACAAGGCGGGGCCCAUUGAAAACAUGAAGGCAUUUUGGGAAACGGGCAUAUCCGGGGUCCCGGCCGUCGGAGGCUCGAGAGAACAACACAACACAACACAAAAUCCGUUGAGCUGAAUAGAAUUUUACUUUGUUGGCUCAC